AUGCGUGGUGGGACGGUGGGUCAAUUGGAGGGCGCGACUAUUUGCAAUCCAUGGAUUGAAAAAGAGAACCACAGUCCAAGCAUCCACACGGAUCGAAACCCCGGGAAACCGCCCCGGAGCGUCCCCGAAGAGGUUCUCCUCCCUCUCCUAUAAAAGCAGCUAUAAUCACAAAGUCACGGCACGCCGGCGGAGAGCCGUCUGAAAGCGGCGACACGCACCCGCACACUGGGGGAAGACGAGGAGACGACACACAACGAUAACUGGAAUGCUUCCAUGCAGUGCUGCUCUGCCGGCCUCUUACGGUGCUCGUGAUGCUGGCGCUGCGGGAGCUUUUGCGGGCUACCCUGUACAAGCCCACCCCGUACAGCAACAACAGCAGCAGACAUUGACCACCAGCGCUCCGCCGGA
Ectocarpus sp. CCAP 1310/34 is the source of this 408-nucleotide messenger RNA. Lineage: Eukaryota; Phaeophyceae; Ectocarpales; Ectocarpaceae. The record is from the annotation of a GenBank genome assembly.